GCAACCAACAAACGAUACGCGCGCGCCCUCGAGUGAAAGAAGAAUCAAUGGAGGUCAUUCAUUGCAUUUUUGUGCAUUUCAUACGACCGAUAACAAAUUGUUGAAUCGAAAAGUUACAGUUGUGAGUGAAAGUUUAAUUAGGAUUGGUGUAAUGUGUGUUUCUGACGAGACAAAAUGUAGUAAAGAGUCCUUUCUAAAAAAACAAUCAUAUUGCCGUGUGUCAAAAUAAAGGUGGCCAGCAAGCGACUAUUUUCUAAAAACGUAACCAUGGCAGAUCAGUUUUGUUUACGUUGGAACAAUUUCCAGACCAAUAUAGUGAGUGCAUUGGAUUCAUUGAAGUGUUCUGAGGAUUUGGUCGACGUGACACUUACAUGCGAAGGAAGAAAUAUCAAGGCUCAUAAAGUUAUACUGUCAGCCUGCAGUCCGUACUUCAGAAAUGUGUUCAAGGAAAAUCCAUGUCAGCAUCCAGUGAUCAUCCUCAAAGAUGUAUCUGCCGAUGACAUUGUCAGCUUGCUAUCGUACAUGUACCAGGGAGAAGUUUUCAUAGAAGAGAGUAAGCUGUCUUCAUUCCUCCAUACGGCAGCUCUUCUGCAAGUUAAGGGAUUGACUGGAGUAACACAACAGAAAGAAAACUUUAUAUCCCCGAACACAUCAAACAAACUUUAUACACAACUGACAAUAUCCUCAAAAACACAAUUUGGUGCUUCAAGCAAAGAAGUAAAAAUCCCCGCUCUAAAGAAAAGAAGGAGCAGUACGUCUGAUAAACCUAAUGACAUCGGAGAGAGUCACAAAAAGAGUAAAUUAUUAGAAACUUGUGAUAUUUACAAUAGGAGUAAUCUAUCACAUUUAAUGGUAGAGAAUCCGGUUUUUGUAGCUGAUAAAAAAGUUGAGAAGAAACCUGAAAACUGCCCGGAACCCAUCAUAGCUAAUGGGAAAACCUCUAAACUGAAUCAGGCUCAAGGCGACAACAUUCCUUUAUCAAUAAAAACAGAGCAGAUUGAUGACAACAAUUCACCCAUCUCAGUGCCCACAAAUAACUCGGAAAAUGAUGACAGUCUUCCAGAUUAUGAAAACAGUAUGCUUGCCAGGUCCUUGCUACAAGGAAUUAAUCCAUCUAAAAGUGAUAUCAGUGCCAAUAACAAUUCAACGACUAAGAAAGUGUCAAACAUAGCAGAUAUGUGUACGUCGCGAAGUAAGGAUACAAAUAACGAAUCUCCACCAACCAAUCCUGCAGCAAAGAGCCCUCUAAAACUACCCGGAGAAGACAUUUUAGUGAAACCUGAAAAACAAUCACCGAAGUCAGAUAUUGAGUAUGAACCGGAAAUAUUGCUGUCGGAGCAGCAAGACAGUACAGAUGCAGAAAACACAUUCUCACAGGAACAAUCUCAAGCGUUACUAUUACUUGCAGGCAUGUCAAGUGUCACCGGAUUAUCCGUAGGUGCUUCUACUUCACAGGGAGUCUCCCACCAGUCAAACCAUGCCGCUAUCUGCGGUGACUGUCCACAUUGCGGCAUGAAAUAUUCUAACCAAUCUGCGCUUAAAUACCAUGUCAGGCUUAUGCACUCUGACUUAACCAAUCGCCUUUGCUGCUACCUUUGUCCCAGGUCUUUUACAAUGCGAGAGACGUUUAAAGAGCAUAUGUGGUCUAGCCAUGGACAAAGAAAUUAAAAUUUUACUAAUGCAAGUUAAUAAUGGAUAAAGUACACUAUAAAAUGUUUUUGCAAAAUAGUUAUCUACAUUAUGUAGAUAAUAAUUAUCUUAUUUAUGAUUUUGGAUUUAAUUCCAAACGAUAUUUAAAUAUGUAAUGUUAGUUAUUUAUGGUGGUUACUAAGGAUUCAAGUGUGCCUUAAAGUUGUGUAGUUGUAUUCGGAGUGUAUCAAAUUAAAUGUGCCUUUUUGAAAAUAAAUUUGCCGUCCUACAUUUAACGGGAGACACUUUAUGUUAGCGUAAGCAAUUUUACAUAACAUUUGGCGAAAAAUUGGGUUAAUCCGAUAACUUUAAUUGAAAUUUAUCAUUUAUUAGCCUAUUAAACAUUUAGAUUAAGACAGAUUCAUCGUUAUAUUGUUGUUAAUUUAUGGAAUCAGUCACUUUAUUUGAUUAAUUCUAACUAGUUUUUUCACUUUUACCAUAAAAUGUAUGUUGGGAGUAACUUUAGAAAAAAAAAUGUGAGGUGUAAAUAACAAAACAAUGAAAAUAUUCUGGUUUGUAAUUGGUGCUAAUAAUAAUCUACAAUGAAAGUAAGUAUCGCAAAAUGGGGUGCCCUAAAAAAUGGGGAAGCAGCUGAAUUAAAGCUUAAUCAAGCUAGAUAAACCUAGAGUCAAUGAAUUUAUGAGCUCCAGGUAUGGUUCUUUGGCCGCUUGCCGCGCGCGUUUUAUAUAGAAUCAGUGCUUCAGUAUUGGCGACAUAACAAGCGAAUAAAUUUACGCAAGCCUUUUUUCGAGGCAACCUGAAUCUUUCUUAAAAAACAUUAAAAAUAUGUAUGUACUUUCAAGCAUUUGGUUGAAACUAUUUGAGCUCAUAGUCACCCCAUUUAAUGAUACAUUUAUGUUUUCAUGUAACUAAGUGUGCCUAUACGUAGCCGAUGUCAAAUAACUAAAUUGUAUUUUGGAUAGUUCUCAAAAGUGACAUAAACUUUUGAAACUCACAACAAGUUUGUGAUAUUAUUAGGAAUAAGGAACAUGUAUCGUUUAUAAGUUAAGUGCUUAAAACUAGUAUGACCAGUAUUGAGAAACAGGAUAAAUGCUACACGAAAACAGUGAGAAAAAAUACUUUAUUACCCCAAAUAGAUGUAAGGUUUCAUUUAGAUCUAUUUAGAUACCUAAUUUAUUAUUUAUUUGUUUAACCUUGGCUCAAAGGGUUGAUUUAGUUGUUUCGUUUGGAAAUAAAGCCAAUUCAGGAUGUUUAAGGUGGAAAGCGAAAUAUAUUCUUUUCCAUAUUCCCAUUUUAUUUCAGGGGCCUAUUUUUAAAGGAUGUUGUAUUUGUGUUUUUCUAUAUUUUUGUAUUCAAUAGGGCUGUUGCUGUUAUUUGAGACGGACUAAAUUAUUAUUUCGAAUUUUAUUACAGAUAUAAAAUGAUUUCAUUGGUAUUAUUAAUUUCUAUACCUACAUUUUUUUACUGGCUUGGUAAGAAUUGCCUCUGUUAGUUUGUGCCAAACUAAUAUUGCAAAAUAAUUUAGUAAAAUGUUAUUAUCGCGUAACUUAUUGCUAAUUACAUUAUUUUGGUAGUUAAAAGAUUAUGAGGUAAUUUAAAUGUCGAAUUAUUUUGCUUAGUGUUGAACUGUUCUUGUUUCAAUUUCAUCUUUGAAUGUCUAAUUUUAAAUAAAUUUACUAUUUUAUUUUAAUUAAGGUCGAUCGAAGUAAUUGCAGCCUUGAAGCAAAUGCGUCUACUCUAGUAUUACAAAUUGCGCCCAUGGUGAAAGUGCCUUCAACAGUUCCCAUCUUAAUUUUAUUUCCAGAAUAGGAGCAUUUACCUCUCGGUUGCAUUAACUCCCGUUGGCGAAAAAUGCCUUAGCGCCACUUGCACCAUCCCCCUAAUCCGGAGUUAAGCGGUUAAACCGUUAAACCAGUGUCAAAUUGUACUGGUUACCAUGGUAACUCCAGGUUUAACCGGUUAAUCCCGGGAUAGUGAAAUGGUGCAAGUGGGCCUUAGUGAAAUAUAAUAGUUAUUAUAAGAAUCUUAAAUAAAUGUUACAGAACGAAUAUUUAUAAGCCUAUUAGAUAGUUUUAUCGUAAAACUAUAUUUAAUAUAUUUACGUUAAUGUAAUAUUGUUAAAUAUUUUAUUCAAAACUUUACAAAAUUUACAUUUUGACUAUGUUAUAAAAAAUAAAUAAAAAUGAUCGCUUCUUAA
This is a messenger RNA of Cydia fagiglandana, 3847 nucleotides long. RefSeq names its product broad-complex core protein isoforms 1/2/3/4/5-like. Gene Ontology annotation, molecular function: protein binding. Gene Ontology annotation, cellular component: nucleus. The coding region runs from base 268 to 1668 and encodes 466 amino acids. NCBI's taxonomy places the organism in Eukaryota, Metazoa, Arthropoda, Insecta, Lepidoptera, Tortricidae. The record is from RefSeq and is a predicted model, not a curated record. The transcript is spliced from 5 exons. Gene Ontology annotation, biological process: regulation of transcription by RNA polymerase II.